Molecule: messenger RNA, 1171 nt
Organism: Leptopilina boulardi
Lineage: Eukaryota; Metazoa; Arthropoda; Insecta; Hymenoptera; Figitidae
Exons: 4
Coding region: 138-1022 (294 amino acids)
Molecular function (GO): acyltransferase activity, transferring groups other than amino-acyl groups
Source: RefSeq, a predicted model, not a curated record
AUCGGUGUGUGAACUGAAAAAAACAUACAAAAUUAUUUAUCAUGAUUAUAAAAUUUAAUUCUUGUACUGCUGAUAAACAAACAAGUUCGUAUUAAAGCGAAAAUUUUUUUUUUCUUUUAGUUUUUUUUUAACAUAUAAUGUCUUCUGAUGAUAUUUUGCAACCAUUAAGCGCUGAAAAUUGGAAAUUACUUGCAGAAUUAUUAAAGAAAAAUUGGCCUUCUAAUAUACAAUAUUACUAUUUUAUUGAAACUGCCAUAAAAUGGAAAUUAGAAGAAGCAAAUUUACCUAUCACGAUUUAUUGUCCAAACGGUGAUUACAAAUCUGGAGUCUUUAUUGCAAUAUCAACAUGUACAUAUUACUGUCUCAUAAUUUUUGCACAUGAAGAUUGUGAGGAACUAUUAUACACAGCUGUAACAAAAACUAAAUUCAUAAAUUGGGAUGAAGAAGUUUCCUUCGCAGCAGUUCAGUCUCGACUCAUUCCAACUGCUCAUUCAAUUAUUGAAUAUCUAAAGGCAAACAAAGGGAUAGAAAUAAAAUAUAAUGAACUAGGAAAAUGUUUUUUCAGACCCAAAGAAGAGGCCGCUAUUUUUCAAGUACAGCUUCCUAAUAAUUGUUACUUAAAAGAACUUGAUGAAACUCAUGUGCCACUAAUACAUUCUGUAUGGCCCCUUCGAUCUACAUAUGAUGAAAAAUUAACAUACAAAUAUGUGUCAAUAAUGAUUAAAUUUAAUAAAGGAUUAGGAUUAUUUUCGAAAGAUACGAAUGAACUUUUAUCGUGGGCUGCGCAAUCUGAAUUUGGUGCCAUCAGUUUUGUUCAAACAAUUGAGCGUUGCAGGCGAAGAGGAUAUGCAAAAAUAAUUGCAAAUUCUUUGGCUAAAAUAUUGGCAGACGAAGGAACAGACUCAUUUGCAUUUAUUACUAAUGAAAAUCAUAUUUCAGAAAAGAUGUUCCAAUCAUGGAAUUUCAGACAAGUGCAAGAAUACAAUUGGAUAGGAAUGCAUCAGUAUAACAUAAAGAAUUAAUUUUUAAGGGGUUUCAUUUGUAUAAACUAAAUAAUUAUUUGGGUUGUUACGAGAUCCGAAAAAUAGAGUAAAAUUAUUAUUUAAUUCUAAUUAAAGCCAUAUCGUAACACACAAUUUAUACAUAAUUUUUUACACGUGCUGAAAUAUAA